GCGGGACGCGACGCGGGCAGCUGAUGACCGAAUCAAGCUCGCUGUGCAACAAGAUUCAAGAGCAAAGCGAAUUUCGACGGAGAAAGAGGACCGUGCUGCAAGCUUCCAAGCAGCUUGGGAUGCCAUGGAGCAUCAAUACAUCCACGAGCAGUCCAUGGCAACACGCCGCUGGUUGGACUCACGCAUAUCGAAAAAUCACGUUCUGAAGGAGUUCAAACGAUUAAAGCGAGAAUUUUAUCGGCCACCGACUCCGAGAAGCAUUGGCCGCGAAGUCAAGCUUAAAUCCCUUUCGUCUAUUGUGCUCAUUAAAAUGGAAGCAGUACUAUUCCAAAAAGGGAUUGUCAUGGAGCAUUUCAUUCGACAAUACGAUGAAGAUUCAAGUGGAUUUCUAUCUCAUAACGAGUUUAGGGCGCUUGUUGGAGAUCUACCGAUCGAUUUGUCUCCUGAACAAGUUCGUCUUGUGAUAAGUACAUUAGACAGUGACCAAGAUGGAUACGUCGGGCUGAAAGAAUUGGAGAAGGCCUUAGAUGUCGUCCAUCAAUUCAACGGGCUGUCCGCGUCACCAUGGCGAAUGUAUAUUGACCCUGCACAAGAUGUAAUUUGCUAUCACAAUAUUGCAACAGAUCGGCUUGUAUUUGAGCAUCGCAUGAAUGAUAAGAUAUUGUUAGAAAUAACAAAGUCAAAUUUCCUUGCUGAGACGAAGUUGGAAGCCAUCAACCAUAUCCGCCGGCAGCGGGCCCUGAAGCAUCUCUCACCAGGCCUGGAGAUGUGUUCAAGAGGAUUGUGCAAGCAGGGUCCUGGCACGAAUGUAUCAACAAUUCAAGUCCAAGAGGGAGCUUGGUCGAUUGAUGUGGAAGAUUCAAGCCCGUCGUCAAAGGCAAGAUAUGAAUCAACACAGCUUGCUGUCCGUCAAGCUUCAAUGUUGGUGGCGGAGCAUACUUGCCCACAGGGUCUACUGCAUCAGAUUACGACACCACGUACUAUUGCAACCACAACACUGGUGAAU
Messenger RNA from Aureococcus anophagefferens, 1006 nucleotides. RefSeq lists its product as hypothetical. Lineage: Eukaryota; Pelagophyceae; Pelagomonadales; Pelagomonadaceae. Gene Ontology annotation, molecular function: calcium ion binding. The record is from RefSeq and is a predicted model, not a curated record. The transcript has 3 exons. The annotation marks the transcript as partial.